Microthlaspi erraticum is the source of this 2058-nucleotide messenger RNA. The record is from the annotation of a GenBank genome assembly. Lineage: Eukaryota; Viridiplantae; Streptophyta; Magnoliopsida; Brassicales; Brassicaceae.
AUGGAAAAUAGGGGUUCAAAGAGAGGAGAACGCUCAGAUUCUGAGAAAGAAGAAGAUAGGGGUUUAAAGAGAGGAGAACGCUCAGAUUCUGAGAAAGAAGAAGAUAGGGGUUUAGAGAGAGGAGAACGCUCAGAUUCUGAGGAAGAAGAAGAUAGGCGUUUAAAGAGAGGAGAACGCUCAGAUUCUGAGGAAGAAGAAGAUAGGCGUUUAAAGAGAGGAAGACUCUCAGAUUCUGAGGAAGGAGAAGAUGGAAAUGGAGAUGAAGAUUCUCGUAGAUCCUUCUUCCUCGAAAAUGGAUUGGAGGUUCUUCUACUGAGCAACGUAGGGUUCUCUACGCAGUCAUCCGCAGCCCUAACUGUUAGAGCUGGUAGCUUUGAUGAUCCUCCGGUUAUCCACGGACUAGCUCACUUAAUCGAACACAUUCUGUUUCGUGGGUCUACAAAAUUCAAAGAGCUUGAUGAUUACUUGAAUAAGCAUGAUGGGGAUGCCAAUGCUCAUACAGAGUUCGAUUUCACCACCUUCAGUUUUGAAGUCGAUUCAAAUUUCCUAGAGGUUGCUCUUAAAAGGUUUGCCAAUGUUUUCAUAAAUCCUCUCAUGGAAACGGAUAUUUUGGAGCGUGAGAUCCUUGUCAUGGACGCAGAAUUUCUUCUCUCUAAGCACAGAGAUUCUGACCGAAUUGAUCAACUGACGGCUUCUAGUUCUUAUGACAAGCAUCCCUUGAAUAGAUUUCCUGGGGGCAACAAAGAAUCUCUAGGCAACGUUGACCUUCCAGAACUCAAAGAUGCAGCGAUAACCUUUUUCAAGACUCAUUACGUAGCUCCUUCGAUGAAGCUUGUAGUUUCAGGACAUAGGGGCUUAAAUGUACUUGAGAGUUGGGUGAAGAAGUUCUUUAGUCCUCUUCCUGGAGGUAUACCCCUGCCUAGACCAGAAUUUAGCCGACCGUGGGAUGUAUGUAGAUCAUACAAAGUUCAAUCGGUUGAGAAUGCUCAGAGAUUAGUCAUUCGUUGGAUAGUUCCUCCUCCCAUAUCCUAUUUGAAAAAGCCUGAAUCAUACCUUCUUCAACUGUUCUCUCAAGAGGAUGAAGGAUCAUUGUCCUUCUUUUUCAAGAAACGCCAAUGGAUUACAUCCUUCUUUGUUUGUGUUGGUGCACACUCAGCUUUUACAGAGGAGAAAAGCUCAUUAUCAUUACUAAGUCUCACCUCUGCAGGGAGACUCAUUACAAUUACUUUGGAACUCACCAACAAAGGUUUGGAACAGGGAUAUCUCUUGGUUGAUUACAUCUAUAAGUAUGUAAGUCUACUUACUAGGAACAGUCCUCCUCAACAUUUCAUGGAGCAAUACAAGAAUCUAUUAGAGAUGAAGUUUGAAUCUCUGUACAUUGAUGACCAUUUAAUCAGCUCACAAUCAUUGUUUGUUGAUCGAGUCUCAGCUAACAUGCUCCUCUGUGGAAAUGAGCAUGCGGUGUCUUUCUUUUUUUCUGAUCCUACAUGUGAUCAGAAAGAGAUCGAUGACUUUUUAAAGCAUUUAACCCCUGAAAAUAUGACGAUCUACUGGGUUGUAAAGAAAUUGCCGAAGGAACAAGAUCAAGAAAUUGAACCAUGGUUUGGGACUUCUUAUGUAGAAGUGGAAGUCGACAGAUCUCUUGUUGAUGCUUGGAUGGGGUUCAAAACACAAGUUUUGGAGGAAACUUUUAGUUUUCCGGAGGAAAACUUGUUAAUGCCAUCUAAGGGCUAUACCCUUGAGCGCUUUGAUGAAAAAUCCGAAGACAGUGCAGAAGAUGGUGAUGACUACAUUGCAGAAGAUGGUGACAUUGCAGAAGAUGGUGAUGACAACAAUGGUGAUGACAACAGUGUUAAGAAGAUUGGCAACAUCUUCUAUGUCAAUGCAGCUUCGACAUCUUCUGCCUACUUCUGCUUCUCAAUGCCUUCUGUAGACAGUUUGAUGAACAAGGUUUUCCUGGAAUUACUAGAGCACUCCCUCAGUCCCCUGCUGUUUGAGGGAUCUGAGGCAUACAUAGAUACUCGGAUAUCUCUCAUUGAUGGAAACAAGUUAGUUUGA